This is a messenger RNA of Glarea lozoyensis ATCC 20868, 882 nucleotides long. RefSeq lists its product as uncharacterized. NCBI's taxonomy places the organism in Eukaryota, Fungi, Ascomycota, Leotiomycetes, Helotiales, Helotiaceae. The transcript has a single exon. Gene Ontology annotation, cellular component: endoplasmic reticulum membrane. The record is from RefSeq and is a predicted model, not a curated record. Gene Ontology annotation, biological process: regulation of store-operated calcium entry. The coding region runs from base 1 to 882 and encodes 293 amino acids.
AUGCACAUCCUCGCCCUCCUCACCCCUCUCCUCCUCCUCUCCCCAGCAGUCCUCUCCGCCAAACCUCCCAAGAAUGCGAUCCUCCUGUCAAACGUGAAAACCCUCACGCUGCGCUCCAACGCGCAAACCUCGCACCGCCGCGUCUCCGCCGUCCCGCAACUGACCUGCAAAGGGCCCGGCUGUCGUCACCACAAGCUUGACAUCCUGCGCUGCACCAACGCCGGCAGUGACUACAACACGGAGGACAUCCAAUGGACGUGCACCGCGAACAUGCCGGCGGAAUUCAAGCUGGGGAGCACGGAUGUGCAGUGUGAGGGGUAUGCGCAUCGCGAUGAUGAGUAUGUGUUGAAGGGGAGUUGUGCGGUGGAGUAUCGGUUGUUGUUGACGGAGUUGGGGGAGGAGAAGUAUGGAAGUAGCUGGGGAGGAGGUGGGUCGGGUGAGGGUUGGAAUAUGGGAAGUGUGUUGUUUGUGGUGGCCUUUUUGGGAAUUGCCGGGUGGAUUCUGUAUUCGUUAUUUACGGCACCUCAUGGAGCGCAACCGGGAGCGAGACGACAACCUGGUUUCUGGGGUGGAGGAUGGGGUGGUGGGCCUGGAGGUGGAGGUCCUGGUGAUGAUGGGUGGGAUCCUCCACCUCCGUAUCCGGGGAAGAGAAAUACGUAUGGGAGUUCGAGAAGUAAUGAGAGUUGGCGACCGGGAUUCUGGUCUGGAACGGCAGCUGGAGCGGCAGCUGGGUAUCUGGCGGGCAAUAGAGGUGGAAGUCAGAGACAACAACCUCCUGCAAAUAGUAGUUCUGGAUGGGGCAUGCCAACUAGGUCUACAUCAGGCUCGAGCUCUUCCUCUAGGCACGAAAGUUCUGGGUUUGGGUCUACAUCAAGAAGAUAA